This is a messenger RNA of Stegostoma tigrinum, 2975 nucleotides long. It is a transcript of the gene nbn, whose product is annotated as nibrin. Gene Ontology annotation, cellular component: Mre11 complex; nucleus. Gene Ontology annotation, molecular function: protein binding; damaged DNA binding. The coding region runs from base 106 to 2412 and encodes 768 amino acids. The transcript is spliced from 17 exons. The record is from RefSeq and is a predicted model, not a curated record. Gene Ontology annotation, biological process: telomere maintenance; double-strand break repair via homologous recombination; mitotic G2 DNA damage checkpoint signaling. NCBI's taxonomy places the organism in Eukaryota, Metazoa, Chordata, Chondrichthyes, Orectolobiformes, Stegostomatidae.
UCACGCGAUGUGGCGCGAACGCUCCGCCUCCUGCAGUGGGUCGUCGCAAUGAUGUCGGAUCGCUGAGAGAGUUCGGUGGCGGUGGGGGACCGUGUUUAAGUGAAUAUGUGGUCGUUAGUGCCGAUCGCCUCAGCCGGAGAAGAGCUCUACCAUUUGUUGGUUGGUGUGGAUUACAUUGUUGGUCGAAAGAACUGUACAAUUCUUCUACGUGAUGACCAGUCCAUUAGUCGUUCACAUGCUGCACUUUCAGUUAGUCACCCUGCUGCAAAUUUGACCCAAGUUACGAAAAAUUCUGUACUGACAUUAAAAGAUACUUCAAAGUAUGGAACCUUUGUAAAUGGGGAGCGCUUACAAAAUGAUAGCCCGCGGAUUUUGAAGGCAGGAGAAUUGGUCACAUUUGGUCUUUUCCAAAACAAGUUCAGAGUAGAAUAUGAACCUUUGAUUGUAUGCUCUUCCUGUUUGGAUGGACAAGAAAAAAUUGAACUAAACAAGUCAGUUCAAGCACUUGGAGGCCAUCUUAUCAGCAGUUGGACAGAAGCUAGCACUCACCUUGCCAUGUCAUCAGUCAAGGUCACUGUGAAGACCGUAUGUGCAAUGAUUUGUUGUCGACCCAUAGUGAAACCAGAAUUCUUCAUCAGUCUCACCAAGGCAAUCCGGAAUAGACAACAUCUUCCCAGUCCAGAAAGUUUUUAUCCACCAAUUGAUGAACCUAGUAUCAAGCCUGGAGAGUUGGACCUUACAAUAAAGCCUGAAAGAAAAUCGAUUUUUAGAGGCAAAACGUUCAUCUUUUUAAAUGAAAAGCAGCACAAGAGGCUGAAUUCUGCUCUAAUUCUUGGAGGAGGAGAUGUUAAACUUUUAGGGAAUAGUACCUCAGAUAUAUCAAUCCUUGAAACACCAGGAAGCUGUGUCAUUGAUGUUGGAGUGUCAGAUUCUCAAACUGCCUCAAAUUCAGGAGAAAAAUUGUUUGAGUCAGUGAUGAGAGCUUUACAAAGAAAAGGGCUACGUGCUAUAUCUGAGGCAGAGCUUGGUUUUGCAGUUAUUCACAAUUCAACAGAUAUAUAUUGUAAUCCCUACCGGGAGCUUGAUCAGGGAGUUUUCUCCUCUUCAAGAACAAUUCCAGGCCCUACACUUUCUCAAAAUGUUAGAAUGGCUGAUAUGACUGCUGCAGAUACUUCGCAAGUUGCUGCAUAUGUACCAGAUACACAAUCAACACAAGAGCACAGUACAAGCCUGCUUCAGUGGGGAGAACAUUUUGGUAGUCUCAAUUCUGCAGAGACAUUGUCAGGAAUGAAUGUAGAUUAUACACAAGUGAUAAAAGAGACACCUGAAAAGGGAAGCAGAAUGGAAUCACAGGAUAUUUCAGUGGCAAAGGAAACAUCCAGCAUGAGACCACUACUUCCAGCAGAUAAAAGACAGAACAAAGAACAGAGACAAACAUUUGUCACUGUUGACAAAAAGCCAUUCAUAACAACAACACUCAAAAAUGUUAAAAAGAAAGGCAGCAUCUCUUCACAAAAGCAAUCAGUCUUAUUACACAACUUCUUUCAGCCAGUGGGGAGAAAAAGGGAAAGAGAGGAGACAGGAUCGUCUCAAGCUAAAUUUGCAAGAACAGAGGAGCCAAAAAAACCCACUGAUCAUCACCUAAAUGUCACUGAAUCUUUGUUGGAAAAGAAUGACUCCAAGUUCACAGGACACAGGAGUCAGUGUGAAUAUCUUUCUGCAAAUCAUGAAACUGGAGCCUGUGAUCAGAGUUCAGAAGACAGCCCUAGAGGAUUUGGUGAAGUAGAAACUGUUCCCAAUCAUGCAAAGGAAAUACAAAAAAGAAAAGAGCCAGAAGAUGAAAAUCUGAAAAAUGACCUGAAGCUUCCCACAGAUGAACAGGUGCAAGUGACUAAAAGUAGAAAAAUAGAACCUGAGGUUUUAUCUUGCAACAGAAACGAUGAGUCUGUAAUAGAAGAUGUAAACAAAGCAUGUCAUGCAAAGGCAUCACAAGUAAAACAGGAGUCUGAAGUUAAGCAUGAGUUGCCUGCAUCAUUCAAUAAGGAGUUAAAUGAGAAUUUGGAUUUACUUCAUGAAUCUGAAAGUAAUGAGGCUCUUCCAAGCAGACUUCUUGUAACCGUGUUCAAAUCGCUUGUUGUCAGCCAACCCGGAAGAGGAAGAAUACUUCUCUCAAAUGAAGAGAAUAGCCAGUUGAAGAAUUUUAAAAAAUUUAAAAAGGUUUUAUAUCCUGGAGCUGAAGAGCUUCCUAAAAUUAUUGGGGGCACAGACCUGAAGGCUAACCAAACAAAAAAGAACUCAGAAAUGGAAGAAUGGCUAAGACAAGAAGUGGAGGAGCAAAGCCAGCAACUUAAAGAAGAGAAUCUUGCUGAUGACUUAUUCAGAUAUAACCCAAAAUCUGUCAGAAGAAGAUGAUGAAAUUGAGGAAACGUCUCUUGCAGCAAUAAUCAGUUGCAGUCUUUGAUCUACAAAAAGCCAUUGCAUGUAGCUGAAGAUACUCAAAAGUCAGUCAUGUGUAUUUUCUUCCAAAUGUUUACAGCAUUAUCUCUAUUAUUAGCUUCUGCUCUGUUUUAAUCUUAAUUGUCAUUUUUUUUCUUGAGGUUUUAUUUGUGUUCUGUUAACCAUGUGCUGGCUUGCACUGAGUUUUGUGAGGAAUGGGAGAAGUUUUGCUAGAAACCCAUGAGGAAAAGGGGACAAAUAAAGGAAUGUAUAUGCAGUAUGUAAGGCCAAUAAUUACUAAAGACAUGAAUGCAUCAUCAAGUUGAUUCAGAAGAAAAGUGCUGAAAUUGUUUAAGACACACAUGAAUCAGAAAAUGCAUUUUUUUUUUCCAUGCUUUAGAAGGUUCACAAACCUUGGCCUUUAAACAAGCUACUGUUUUAUGACAAGUAUACAAAAGUUAAUUUGGCUGUUGUACACUUGCUUAAGUACAUGAUUUGUAUUAUAGCAUGUAUUUCUUGAAAUCAAACGAUCUUGCAGU